Molecule: messenger RNA, 2382 nt
Organism: Trypanosoma cruzi
Lineage: Eukaryota; Euglenozoa; Kinetoplastea; Trypanosomatida; Trypanosomatidae
Exons: 1
Coding region: 1-2382 (793 amino acids)
Biological process (GO): centriole elongation; cilium assembly
Cellular component (GO): centriole; nucleus; centrosome
Molecular function (GO): tubulin binding
Source: RefSeq, a predicted model, not a curated record
AUGUCGGACAUUCCAAUACCGCGACCCGUUCGGAGUCAUUCUUCCUCACGAAGCGUAACCGUCUCUGCAUCGCGUAAAAGCAAACCAAAGAAUGCACCAUUUAAGUUCCUGCGCAAGGAUGAAGGACGGCUCUCUUACACGUGCCAACCAGACUCACCGUUGUCAGCGAACAAUCAGAAUCAUUAUGCCGCUCACCGUGACAGUCCAUCAAGCGAACGACGGGGGUCCCGAUCGCUGCGAGAGGCCAUUGCCAAUGACAUGCGCAGGGGAAAGAACCACGACCCCUUUGCAGAAGUUGUCAUCGCUGUACCAAAGCGCACGCCGCCGCCCAACCCCGCUGCGCGCGAAGAGGCGCAAGAUUUUCUUGAACUCUCUCUUCAGGAGCGUGGGCUUUCUCAGCUUCAACAACAGCCGCAGCGGCAACAGCAAGAACAAUUAGAAAAGAAACCCGAGCGGGAUAUAGAUGAGGAUUUGGAUUCAAAUGAAGCAUUUUUGGCCACAGCAAAGCCGCGGCAACGGUCACGUGGCUCCGAUGAUCCGGACAGGUCGACGGAAGUAGUAGGGCAGCGGUUGAACACGAACCAAAGCCACUCCACACCGCGACGGGAGGAGGAAUAUGAGGACAUGAAAUGGCAGCGUCCAGUCCAGCGGCGGUAUCGAGGCGAGGAUAAAGUGCAAGAUAACGGGGGUACGCGUAAUCCCCCUUUGCGUCGUUAUUUGGAUCCCAUGGGUCAAGAAGAUGAGUAUCCGCGAAGCGCUCGGAACUAUUUUUUGCGUCCACAACUUCAAGGUUAUCGUCCCACACGUGAGGAAGAUAAUUUAGUAGAGCAACUUGAAGAAGAGCUACAUGCAGUUCAAGAAGAGCGAGGACGAUAUCAUCAGCUUAAAAUGCAGUUAGAUCGCGAUAGAAAGCGCUUUGAAGAAUACCGCAACGGGAUUGAGCGUGAGAUUGAAGAGGAGCGUGCGGACUUGAACGCUGCACGGGCAUCAGAGAAUUGGCAGGCCAAAAAGGAUGUCAAGGUGGUAGAAGAACGGUACAGAUCUACACUAGAGCUCCUGAAGAACGAAAGGGAGUCCAACAAAAAGCUUUCACAGGAAAAUGAACUUCUACGGCAACAGCUGGAAGGAAUGACAACCCACAUGCGGGAAACACAGAAGCUACAAAAGGCGGAGACCAGUCGUUUGCGACGCGAGAUUGAGUCCUUGACACGGCGCAACGAAGAGUUGCUAGAAAUGACAAGAGAGCAGCAGAUUGCCGCGCUCGAGAACAGCUCGAAAAUAAAUUCGCCAGCGCCAGUCUUGCAGAUUACAUCAAACGCUUGGCGUCCAAAUGUAGGCAGCAGUGUUAGUACUCAAAGAAGCUGCGAAGAAGUCCUUGACUUUCCGGAAUUUCGCUCGACGGUUGGGAGUAGCAUGCAACAACAACAAAGCAAUGACAUUAUCUGGGAAGCGAAGCAAAGGCGCAUGGCAGCUGAAAAAGAGCGGAAGCGUCUUGAGGCUGAAGAGAAGGAGCGGAAACGUCUUGAGGCUGAAAAAGAGCGGAAGCGUCUUGAGGCUGAAGAAAAGGAGCGGAAACGUCUUGAGGCUGAGAAAGAGCGGAAGCGUCUUGAGGCUGAAGAAAAGGAGCGGAGACGUCUUGAGGCUGAGAAAGAGCGGAAGCGUCUUGAGGCUGAAGAAAAGGAGCGGAGACGUCUUGAGGCUGAAGAGAAGGAGCGGAAGCGUCUUGAGGCUGAAGAGAAGGAGCAGCGAAAAGAACAGCAACAUGCACGGGGAGAGGAGGGAGUGACGGGAGGCAAGUCGCAGGAGUUACGCAGCCAGCGACGAGUAUCCGGCCAUCCAAUCAACACCCCCCGCGCACAAAAUGCAUCCAGAGGCAACGCGUCUCGGCUGCAGGCUUCGUCAGUGAGUUCUGCUGUUUCCAUUUCGCGCAAACCUCGCCGAACACCAACGGCGGAAGAACUUGUAGCAGACGACGAGCCAACACCUGCCGAGGAUUUCCCAAAUGACGCCGUUGUGUCACAAACGGCUCUGGGAGAAAAUCCGAACAAGCGCGAGUUGCUGUACCGUAGCGGAAAGCGGGAGAUUCACUACGUAAACGGUACGCGGAAAGUUAUCCUUCCCUCUGGUCAUGUGGUUCUGUACUUCACCAACGGAGACAUAAAGCGUACGUUCCCAUCGGGAAAGAGCACUUACUGGUACGCUGUCGCGCAAACAACACAUACCCAACACGCUGACGGUGUGCAGGUUUUUGAGUUUCACUCCUCUGGUCAGAUUGAAAGACACCUUCCAGAUGGAAAGAAGGAGAUUCUCUACCCCGACGGUAUCUACAAGGUUGUCUUUCCCGACGGACGUGAUGAGACAAUAUUCCCCGACGAAGUGUGA